This is a messenger RNA of Echinococcus granulosus, 228 nucleotides long. RefSeq lists its product as hypothetical. The coding region runs from base 1 to 228 and encodes 75 amino acids. NCBI's taxonomy places the organism in Eukaryota, Metazoa, Platyhelminthes, Cestoda, Cyclophyllidea, Taeniidae. The transcript has 2 exons. The record is from RefSeq and is a predicted model, not a curated record.
AUGGCAAAUUAUACACCCAUCCUAGAUACCAGAUACAAGGCCCGUUCUGAUUGGCUUGGAGGGUUUAAGUGGUCUGCAGACAUUCGCCGGCGCGUGUACGAGUGCACAUGGAAUGGCGAGGCGAGGUGUCUGUGCACCAGGCGAGGCGCUUUCUACGCCUGCUUCGCCUAUCGACGUCAGUGCCGCGGCGAUUAUCGUGACCACGCCAUACCCUCUGUGAGCGCGUGA